CGAGUUCGUGUCCGCGACUGCGAGCCCGACUUAUCACUUGCUUUGCUUGGACAGUAGCCAAACGCCAGCCAUCUACCUAGAGAUCAUCAUGGAUGUUAGCUUCCGGAAGAUUGACAUUGACCAGUAUGACGAGGACGUACUUCUGGAGAGCGAGCUGUGUGAGCCCGAUCCGCGCGACCCCGCGCAGGUCCUGAACGACGCGAAGCAGAAGGCGGCGGCGGUACGGCAGUCUUUGGCAAGAGGGGAUAUCGCAGGAGCCUUGACCACCGCGCUUGAAGAUGCACCAUACGGGCCGCAUGUCGACGAGGCGAAGAACCUCACUCUUCAGACGGUUGUCUCGAUACUCAACAGCACCAAGUCGACGGAAAUCCCUAACAUCGUUCGCGCACUCUCACCAGAUGCGCAAGACGUCCUCAUGAAGUACUUGUACAAGGGCAUGGCGAUGCCUGGGUGGGGGGACGUCAGCGGCAGCGUGUUGCUUGGUUGGCACGAAAAGUUGACAGAGGCUGCGGGGACAGGGUGCAUCGUGCGGGCGAUGACGGACAGGAGGCUUGUAUGAUAGCGAAGGAACUGUAACAACAUACGAAAUGGUUCAACAUGCUCAGUGACUCAACGACCCCGCGACGUGACAGUUUGAAAAGUGUAACAACGCCAACCUACAUUUGAUGUACACGAUUGUACCGACUAAGAA
This is a messenger RNA of Fomitopsis serialis, 691 nucleotides long. RefSeq names its product arp2/3 complex subunit. Gene Ontology annotation, cellular component: actin cytoskeleton; cytoplasm; Arp2/3 protein complex. NCBI's taxonomy places the organism in Eukaryota, Fungi, Basidiomycota, Agaricomycetes, Polyporales, Fomitopsidaceae. Gene Ontology annotation, molecular function: actin filament binding. The transcript is spliced from 4 exons. The coding region runs from base 89 to 559 and encodes 156 amino acids. The record is from RefSeq and is a predicted model, not a curated record. Gene Ontology annotation, biological process: regulation of actin filament polymerization; Arp2/3 complex-mediated actin nucleation.